AUGGAAGACUUCAACAUAUCCGAUGUCCCAUUUGGGGCCCAAUGCCCCUCGUCACGAGCAGGAGAUCCGCUUGUGGUAGGAAUAUUCCUACAGCGAGCAUGCAACCGAUACGACUUCAAGAUCUCCAACAAGUUCAAACCGAACACCUCCAGGCAGCGGAUCAUCGGCAUGACAGGAACUGGAAUGCCUGUUAUGUCCCAAAUGGCCAACCAGCUCAAAACUCACCCAAAUCACAACCCCGAGGCACAAUGGCAAUUCUUCUGGCAGCAUCUAACACAUGUGCCAGCGGGUUCCGCAACACCCACAAAAUACAUUGUACCAUUCGCAACUCUCUUCCAGGAAGAGAGGCUAAAAGACCUCAAAUUGGCCAUCAUUGAUGCCCAUUUGGGCCCAAAGGCAGCUGGCGAUUUCCAAAAGAAGAACCCAACAACUUUUAUCACCAAACAGCAGAUCAUUUACGCUGCCACUCUUUGGUUCUGGAUUGAGAAAGACGAGGGGCGACGAGCAGAACUAACAAGGGUGACUGGCCAGAAGAACAAGACGAUGAAGGUCCCUCCUGUUCGACUAGGCGCUUUUAUCGCCUACUUUCCGGCCUGGCUGAAGUUCCAUGAGCUAUUCCGCCUUGGCGCUUACGGACACCCUUACGACUUCAUCAGCGCAAAUUACACAAAAGAUCUAGAGGUAUCUCAAUCAUACUUGGUCAAGGGCAACAAUUGGGAAGAGGAAUUUAAGGAACUCAAGGACUUUGAGGAGCAACCUUGUGCAUUUCUUACUCCAGCUAUGCAAGAUGGGUCUGCUCUUGGUGGACCCUUUUUGCCUGACAAUGGAUUUUCAUUAUCCCAAAUCCAUGAGAUGAUGCAUCUUGGAUCCAUCUGGUCGAUUGGUCUCCCUACUAUGCCCGCCAGAUUGCCUGUGAAGCAUGCAGGAGACAAAGAGAGGUGUUGCUAUGCUGCUAUAGCAUUUCCUGAUCACUGGAAACAUGACCUUCCAGACGCCUUCAUCUCUGAAGACAGUCUCUCGGAUCCCGAGUUUUGCACCAUGUCGAAGGUCGUUCUUCCUCUUGGCGAUACAGUGCCUAUCAUGUCCAUGGAUAUGCAUGAUAGGCUUGACAGCAACCAAGGUAUUGUUCAUAUUGGGGCUAAGAUUGGGGCCUCUGUAACCCUGGUUGGACAACCCAUCUCCCUUCCAAGGGCAAUGUCAUACUUUGCCCAACAUUCAAGAGCCACACAGCAUGUUCGCCAUUAG
This is a messenger RNA of Fusarium sp. VM40, 1245 nucleotides long. Lineage: Eukaryota; Fungi; Ascomycota; Sordariomycetes; Hypocreales; Nectriaceae. The record is from the annotation of a GenBank genome assembly.